ACAACCCAGUAGUACUAUAUUAAUUUAUUUUAUAUUAAGGAAUAUAAAUAAUACUCCUGUGUUAAGCACGUUAACAAAUAAAAAUGCAUGCUUUAUGCUUUUCAUAUUUCUAAACAUUUCGUUGCCACAGAUUGGUAUGCUACCAAAAACUGGAUUUCAUAUUAAAGAGUUCAUUCUUUAUUUUUGAGAGGUGAUAUGAAGCAAAGUAUUAAUAAUUUUGCUAACCCAUCCUCAAGAUCCAGUGGGAAUUCUCACAAGGCUCAAAAUUGGAGUUGCAUGAAUUUCUUACUGUCAUACUAAUGAAGAGCUGACUUUGUCAUUUCUGCCAGUUUCUUUGUUUGAGAUGGAACAGAAUGGCACACUCUGUAGGACAAAGCACUGGGCCUUACAUGAAAGUUCAUUCCUUCACCAUGAGAUGUGAAAUGAAGAAAUUUAUGGGGCAUGGUUUCUGCCAUCCUGUCUUUGGGGGCCAGUGGAAAUUCUCAGGAACAAAGACAAUAUUGGGCCAAAAUGAGAUGUGUGAUCGAAAGAAUGCACCUGAGACCUCAACAGUAUGUCCUGUAGGAAUAUACUUGCUAUACUCCCAAGGACCCGUGACCAUAGACCCCAGAAUGGAAGGGCAGUUGUUCACACCUGUCUUCUUAACUCUCAAUUGCCAUUUUCAAAGUAUGAGCCGACAACUUACUUCUGAAGUCUUCAUUCCUACCUAUGGUCUCUUGGAUACUCUCACAGAUGACUUUCUGGGAAGUCUUCUGGGAGUGAGUGGCACCAUUAAAUCCCUGAAAGAAGGCUUCUCCAACAAAGAGCUCUUCACCUGCGUAUUUUGCAAGAGACACCCUCUGAAGGUGAUGACCACAAAGACAAGGUAUAUUUGUUACAGUUGGUGCCAUUACUUCUACCACCAGCUUCACCAAAACAAUGAUACAAUCUUCCUUAUGCACAGUCUCUUCUCUUUCCUGUGUGGCAGUGGAUGCCUCCUGCAGAUAAGAAAUGCUUAACUGAGAAAUGCUCAUGUUGGGAUACCAUCGAUGAGACUUUAAUUUGGGCAUGGUGACUGUUUCCCUUGCUGCCACUUGACUCAAUCCCAGGAGCCUCAGUAGAGGAAAUAAUAUUACACAAGAAGCUCAAAAUGAUGGAAUUGCUCAGUGCUCCCAUAAAGAUACAUUUAUAAUUUUCAUUUGCCAUGUGGUAAUUUUUUUAAAACUAGGAUACAGUCAAAAGAAACUCUGCAUGAUUUUUUUCAAAAACUCAACAUUUAAAUAAUUAAUAUAUAAAUUAAGUGCCCUCCUCUCUUUUAAUUCCAUCCCUACAGUUUUCUUCUCUUAAGGGAGGUAUGCACAUUCUUUUAGAGGACAGAUGUGCACAAACACACAAACUAUUUUUGGGAGGGGGUCUAGAAGUGGGGCAUAUUGUAAUACAUUCUCCUGCAAAUUGCCUCUUUCAUUUAAUAGUCUUCAGUGGGCUUUUUCUAUUUCAGUAAUACAUACAUAUCUGUGCCAUUUGUUGAAUGACUGCAUGACUGUUUUGUAGAUGAAAUAUAAUUAAAUGUUUUAAGCAUUUCUCAUUCAUAGAUAUUUAUGUUAGUACCAAAUUUCUGUGCAAUGAACCUCCCUAUAUAUCAACAAUUUUGCAUUUGUUUAUUAUAUCAUAAUAAAAUUACUAAGCAGUUGAAUAACUGGAAUUAAGAAUA
Molecule: messenger RNA, 1690 nt
Organism: Sciurus carolinensis (gray squirrel)
Lineage: Eukaryota; Metazoa; Chordata; Mammalia; Rodentia; Sciuridae
Exons: 8
Coding region: 354-998 (214 amino acids)
Source: RefSeq, a predicted model, not a curated record